UACUCAAAAAUAGAAAAUAUUACUCCUAUUGUCAAAAGUUUGUCAGCUAGUUAACUUCCUUGUAUAUAAAUCCAUCAUCUUUUCUCUCUAAAUCAAUCCCAACAACAACCCAACAAAAUUUCUUUCAUUCCUUUGUGAAUUAUUGAGCCAUGGCAACAAUUCAAGAACCUAAAGUCAUCAUUGUUGGUGCUGGCCCUGCUGGUUUAGCCACAGCUGCAUGUCUUAAAAAAAAAUCUGUCCCUUACCUUGUUCUUGAAAAAGAUGAUUGUUAUGGUUCUAUGUGGAAAAAAUAUUCCUAUGAUAGACUUCACCUUCAUUUGGAUAAACAAUUCUGUCAACUUCCUCACAUUCCAUUUCCCUCUUCUUCUCCUACUUAUAUACCCAAAAAAGAGUUCAUUCAAUACUUGGAUGACUAUGUUUCCCAUUUUAAUAUCUCUCCUUUGUACAAAAGAACAGUUGAGUCUGCUUUUUUUGAAGAAUCCACAAGAAAAUGGAAUGUUAAGGUUAGAAAUGGAAAUUCUGGUGAUGUGGAGGAGUAUUUUAGCAAGUUUCUUGUGGUGGCAACUGGAGAAGCUAGUUACCCUUUUAUUCCUCAGGUCCCUGGUUUGGAAAAUUUUGCAGGAGAGGCCAUUCAUACUACUAAAUACAAAAAUGGAGAGAAAUUUAAGGGUAAACGUGUUUUGGUUGUUGGUUGUGGAAAUUCUGGCAUGGAAAUUGCACUUGAUCUUGCUAACCAUGGAGCAAAAACUUCCAUUAUCGUUCGAAGCCAGAUACACUUAAUAUCAAGAGAGAUGGCAUAUUUGGGGCUAGUGAUGUUAUUGAAGUAUAGCGUUCCAUACAAGCUGGUGGACUUAAUAAUGGUGAUGUUAAGCAAGGUAAAGUAUGGAGAAAUAAGCAAGUAUUAUGGGGUGAAAAGG
Nicotiana tabacum (common tobacco) is the source of this 917-nucleotide messenger RNA. NCBI's taxonomy places the organism in Eukaryota, Viridiplantae, Streptophyta, Magnoliopsida, Solanales, Solanaceae. The record is from RefSeq and is a predicted model, not a curated record.